Molecule: messenger RNA, 2499 nt
Organism: Spodoptera exigua (beet armyworm)
Lineage: Eukaryota; Metazoa; Arthropoda; Insecta; Lepidoptera; Noctuidae
Source: the annotation of a GenBank genome assembly
AUGAAGCUAAUGUUACCAAGUGCACGUCUACAGCUUCCCCUAGACAAUGCACAUUGCAGGAGUCUACCCGAAUUUGUCCUCGGCAGGAAACUUUACAAGCUUGUCCUCAGCAAGUUUCUCCACGACAUUGUUCCCGCCAAGAGCAUUCUGGCUAUCCGAGCCGGCGCCCAGCGUGUCACAAGUCUACAGAUUCAAGUCGGUGCUGUGGGGGAGGUGCCCAUAAACGAGUGCAAGCUGACUCCGUCUGAAUUUUUCGCGCAAUUACGGAAAGGUUUGAAGUGUCAUUCUCCCACAAAGAUGAAAAAGUGUAACAUGAUGUUCAAUGGACUCUUGGUGUGCGGGGACUCGGACGCUAGUGAUGUUACCAAAGACAGUGGCGCCACCUGCAGCCUAGUUGACAGUUCAACCGCAACUUGCGACGCGUCAUUCUAUCACAAUAAGCUACUGGCUACCCUACAGAUAAAUAAGGAGGAGACGAUAGGAGUGCAGGCGGAGAGUUUAGCAGUUGCUGAGGAGCGUAUAGCAACGCUUACGGAGCGAGCUAACGAACUCAAGAGAGAGCUUGACAGGAAAACUAAGGAGUAUCAGACACUACGUAAAAUUGGAGACUGCUGCAAGGUUGCUCAGAAUGACGCGUGUGUCCUCACAGACAAACCGAUGGAAGAUCAGAGAGCUAUAGUGACCACUUUGGAGAACAACUUGAGUGUUAUAGAGGAACUUUACAGAGAAUGCUUUUAUGAGACUGCAAAACAGGAAAAUCUAAUAGAAAUGCUCCGCGGUUCUUACUUAGAUGUGCGACUUAUUGAAAAACAGAAAACGGAUCAAAUUGGGCACCUGCAGACAGUGAUCGAUAAACAAAAAUGUUCAAUAGAUAGAUACAAAGAUAUAGCAUCGGAAGUGGACGGUCUGAAGUCGGAGAUAUCGAACUUUUUGAACACUACCACCUCGACUUCGACAAACCAGGACUCGGGUAUGUGGGAGCGUAGUGAGGACUCGCUGACGUCAGUGCCGGCCGUGCAGGACGACCUACAGGAGGUCACGGAACAACUCCUGCGUCUGCAGGACUUACUCGCUCUUGGUUGCACUUGUGGUUUAAUGGAGGAAAAUAUGAAGCUAAAGAUUGAAGCUGAGGCACUACGAAUAAAAAUGGGUGAACUACAACAAAAGCUUUCCGACUUGGAGGGAGUUCUCGCACUCAAACAUGAUACAGACCUGCAGUACCAAGCAGAAAUAGAGAAGAAACAUCAAGAAUUGGCACAAAUCCGGGAGCAACUGGUACGUUCGCAAGAAGACACGUGUGAUGCAAUGACAAUGCAGCUGCAACGAACUAAAGCGUUGUUGGACGAGAAGAUAGAAUUGAUAAGUCAAUUGAAACAAGAGAACGAGGCUCAAGCUGAGAAGAUUCAACAACUUCAGGAAGAAUUGGAUAAGGCAGACGGUAUUAUAAAAGAGAACUGCAAGAUGCGCAGCGAGGUGACGUACCUGUCGGCGCAGGUGGAGCUGUGGCGCGCCCAGCUGCAGGACUCGCAGCGCCGCGUCGCCGCGCUCGACCAGGACCUCGCGCGUACUCGCGCGCAUACGCAGGAGAUCGACGCCUGCUACAGGGAGAAGGUGGGUGCGGUGUCGGAGUUACAGACGCAGCUGGAGCAGGCGUACGCGCGCGGCGCCGCGCUCUGCGGGGAGUCGCGCCGCGCCGUCGUCGCCGUGCGGGCCUGGAUGCGACGCAUGCGGGACAAGAACAGAGAACAAGAAGCAUUACUCAAGGAAAGAGACGCUCUCUUAGAGAUGCUACAUCGUCGCCUGGAGCAGACACAGGGCGGUGCCCAGUAUAUCUGCAGCACCUGCGAGAGACUGGCACCCUGCUCCAAGUGCUUGUCCAGCAGAGGUGAGGCCAGCUUUACCUCCAAGCUGAGCCCGAGGAGGGAAUCGUGCCGCAAUACUAGCUCCAGUGAAGAGCCAAGCUGUUCGACCACUCCAACGUUGCGGGUUUUGAGGAACAAAGCGGCCGCUACCAAGCGCUGCAAGGCGUGGAUGUGUGAAGCGGGCAUGCAGUUGCCCGAGCGGCGCGAGUCGGGCAAUGACCCCGCGCCCCCGCGCCCCUCGUGCUGCGGCCUGCGCCCCCCGCGCCACGUGCGCCUCAGCCGCGCCAGCGUACAGCUGCAGCCCGGCGCGGGCCCCUCCACCUGCCGCGCGCCCCCCUCUACCUGCCGCGCGCCCCCCUCGACCUGCCGCGCGCCCAUACAGCUGCAGGCCGUCGGCCCCAGCGCGAGCUGUACGCACGAGCUUGAGCCAUGCGCGGGGCCCAGUUCGUACGCGGCGUGCAGGCCGGGGCGGGCGGCGCGCAGCCCCGGGCGGGGGCCGCUGCAGCUGCAGGGCGGCGGGGGCGCGCAGUGCGCGGCCGUGUCGCCGACGGAACAGCUGCUGCAGCGCGUGGAGCAGCUGUCGGCGGCGCUGGCGGACGGCAGCCGCCGCUGGGCGCGCGCCCGGCCCUCCCACUGA